GCGGAGUGGUUCCGGGGCCGGCGCUGGUUGCCCAGGGGAUGAGCUCGGAGAGGGGGAACGUGUCGCGCACGAGGCCACAGCGCUAUCAGAACGCGCGCGCCUUUAGGAACGACAAGUAUGACACCAGUUCCCGGUGCAAGAAAAUAAAUGCUAAGCUUCAUGAUGGAGUGUGUCAGCAUUGCAAAGGUAUCUUGGAGUGGCGGGUAAAAUUCAGCAAGUACAAACUACUAUCAAAGCCUAAAAAAUGUGUGAAGUGCCUCCAGAAGACUGUAAAAGAUCCUUAUCAUAUUGUUUGUCGACCAUGUGCUGGUAAACUGGAAGUUUGUGCUAAAUGUGGGAAAGAAGAAGAAAUAGUAAUUCCGAUUGAUAAAGGACAAGACAGAACUGAGAGUGUGACCACUGAAAAUGGCCAAGAGAGCCAUGGAUUGCAGGAUGAGCUGGAUUUCGAUACAAACUUCAGUAGUACAGGCAGUGAUGAAGGUUCUGAUGUACUUGAAGAACGGUUUAAAAGUAUGAAUUUUGAAAGGACAGAGAUCUAAAAGGUUUUCAUAUGAGAGACCAUAUGCAACCAAAAGUGGUAAAACAAUGUUUGCUUUAAACUACUCUGAAGACCUGAAUUGACAGCUAAGGUCCUUGCAUAUAAAUGUUGACACUGUGUAUUAUGACACUUGUUGGGGGUUUUGUACAAAUAAAUAUUUUUUUUUUGUAUUAAGAGCAGAAUUUCUUGUGAAGGGAUUCAGAAAUUGAAUCUUUAAGGAUAGUUAUUUUGUGUAUGCAUGUAACAACUUCCUUUUUCUCUGGAAUAAAGCCUCUUUGUGUAAUUGUUCUAAAAUCAGUAUUACAUGACUGUUGUGUUGCCACUUGGAAAGCUACAUGGAAGUCUAGAGUAAAUACAGAGCCUUGUCAUAAAAAGGAAGAGCUAAACCAGCUGUAAUUGUUUGCUGAAGGAGUAACUUGCGACUUCUGUCAAUAAGUUUCCAAACAGGGUCAAAAUACCAAAUGGUCAUUACCCUUAUGCAUGUCAUUUCUUUUCUGUGCAAAAAAGGGCUUAAAUGCCAUCACUAGUACAGUUCAUGAGCAGUGAAUGCUUAUUUACCAUAUAUAGACAUGCAUUACAAAUUUGUGACCUUGUUACUACCAAUCUUUUGAAAAGAAAAAAAGACUUUUAAAGACUUUCUCAUAACAGGUCUCACACUUUCUUUUCCUUUGACUGCACACCCAAUAUAGUUUGCUCUGAUAUGAAAACACUUCUGUAGUGUAAUGAUGCUUACAUAGUUACUCUCUUCCUGAUUUUCAUUUCUUUCUAGAAGUUACUUCAAGGUGGAUUAAGCUCUAGGAAGAACUUAACUGAAUUUGCAGUAAGUGUCUUUAUGGGAUUCAGAAUGGCUUGAUUUCUUCUGUAUUGUCUGCUACCUCUAUAAAUAAAGCUGAAGAAGUACUUCCUAGUACUUAAAUGGUUUAA
Phalacrocorax carbo (great cormorant) is the source of this 1462-nucleotide messenger RNA. The record is from RefSeq and is a predicted model, not a curated record. Lineage: Eukaryota; Metazoa; Chordata; Aves; Suliformes; Phalacrocoracidae.